This is a messenger RNA of Ictalurus furcatus (blue catfish), 1810 nucleotides long. RefSeq names its product vimentin (gene vimr1). Gene Ontology annotation, molecular function: structural constituent of cytoskeleton. Gene Ontology annotation, biological process: intermediate filament organization. The transcript is spliced from 2 exons. The record is from RefSeq and is a predicted model, not a curated record. Lineage: Eukaryota; Metazoa; Chordata; Actinopteri; Siluriformes; Ictaluridae. Gene Ontology annotation, cellular component: axon; intermediate filament; cytoplasm. Bases 1 to 1266 code for a protein of 421 amino acids.
AUGAGAGGAAGCUGCUAUUCUCAGAAAACAGUGAGUGGGUCGAGCAGGAUGCGGGUUCAGAGCCCGUCUCCGUCCCGCUGCAGAGCUUCUUCGUCCUCCUCGGUGGCCCGUGGACGUGCCGGUCUCCAGGGAGGUGCCGUGGAGAUCGGCACAGAGCUUCAUCAGCAUCAUGCAAACGAGAAGGAGGAGAUGCAGCUACUUAACGCACGGUUUGCCGGCUACAUUGAGAAGGUUCAGGCUCUGGAGCAGAGGAACGCGGCGCUCAGGGAGGAGCUGCAGAGCCUGCAGAGCCGAUACAAGGCGGGACCGGGGGGAUUGGGUGAGGAGUACGAGGCCAAGUUUAAGGAAAUGAAGGACCUGAUCGCAGCACUGACGGCUGAGAAAGGAGCGGCUGAUAUUGAGAGGGGAUAUGCGGAGGAGGAAGUGGAGCUCUGGACCAUGAAGCUGGAGGAAGAGCUUGCACUUAAAGAGGAGGCAGAGAUGAUCCUGCGUGAGUUCCGUGAGGACGUGGACAACGCCACGCUGCAGAAGUCUGACCUGGAGAGACGUGUGGAGCAGCUGGUGGCUGAGAUCGAGUUCCUGAAGAAGCUACACAGUGAGGAAGUGGCCGAGCUAAUGAAGCAGAUCGAGGAGUCGAAGGUGACGGUGGAGCUCGACUCGGAUCGGCCCGAUUUAGCCGCUCACCUGCGCAAGACGCGUGCCGAGAUCGAAGCUGUUGCUGCGCGCAACGUCCAGGAGGCGGAGAAGUGGUACAAAGGGAAAUUUGACACGCUGAAGGAGAGCGCCGCCAAACGUGAGACCCAGAUGACCACCAUGAGGGAAGAGAUCAGCACUCUGAGCAGCGAAGCGUCCGACCUGCAGAACCAAAUCGACGCCCUCAGGGCCAAAAACGCCGCUCUGGAACAACAGCUGGACGACAUGGAGGCGUCUCACCUGGACAAGAUGUCCAACCUGGAGGCCAUCAUCGCUCAGCUCGAGAACCAGCUGUGUGAAACCAAGAUGGAGAUGGGCAAAUACCUCACUGACUACCAGGAGCUGCUUAACAUCAAACUGAAGUUAGACGCUGAGAUCGCCACCUACAGGAAACUUCUGGAAGGAGAAGAGAAGCGACUCGGGAUCUCAGUCAGCGAGAGCACAGCAGGUAGAGUCACGCUAAACCUAAACCAUCACUACCAAGUGUUCUUACUAAAAUGUUACUAUUUUAAGUCUUUGUCUAAAAUUCUUCCUCACUGGUUCUUUAGAUGGUUAAUAGUUCUAGCUUUUUAAAAGGGUUCCACUUGGAAACUUUUCUGAAAGGUUCUUCUGCUGAAGGGUCAAGAACCCUUCAUGGUGCUCUUUUAGUGUAGCACACACACACACACUGUUCCUUGUGCUGGUGAUUUGAUAUUGGAGUGUUUGCAUGGUGUCAGUCUCAGUGUGUGUGAGGAAGUGUGUCUUUACUUCUUAUAACGCACGAUUUAUCGAGUCAUUUUGUAAGUAGUUAAUUUAUUUAAAAGCACAUUUAAAACAACCAGAGUUGACUAAAGUGCUGUACAUAGUUAUAGUAAAUUGUUAUAGAUGAUAAUAAAAGAAAAAAUAUAUAUAAAAGAAGGGGGGGAAAAAAGGAAAUGUCAACUAAAUACAGAUUAAAAUUCAAAUUUGUAAAAGUGUUUUUGUGUAUGACGAAUAAACUCUGUUCCUCUUAAUGAAUGUUUUACUAAAACAGUGUUUGUUGUUCCUCUUUAUGCUUCAGGAACUUCUGCAACUUCAUCAGCUGCAGUUGAAGAAUCUGCCUAAUGCACUUCAUCUCGCAAUAUGCGCGCGCACACAC